AUGGGGAUCAAGGCACCUGCUCAGGAAAAGAGCAAGGUUCCGCCAGAACUUGAGGCAUUUGAAGAGGGCAUUAUCAAGCUAGACGGGCGCUACCAGGUGCCGCUGAUGUUAAAGGAUCCAGGAAUACCUGCCGGCAGCGACAAUCGAUGGUUGGCGGAGCGCCGUCUGCAAGCACAAUUAAAUAGGUUCAGACCACAGCCCGAACUCCUCAAGCAGUAUGACACGGCAAUCAGAGCGUAUUUUAACGAGGACCACGCAGAGCGAGUUGAAGAAAAGCUACUGCCAAGAGAAAAUGUGUAUUAUAUGCCUCAUCAUGCCGUCAUACGAAGAGAGGCCGUUACGACAAAACUUCGGGUGGUGUUUGACGCUUCCUCGCACGCGCUUGGCCAUCCCUGCCUGAAUGAUGUCCUGUUCAAGGGUACGAAGCUUGGAGUUGACAUUGUGCAGCUGCUACUCACCUUCCGAUGUCACCCGGUAGUCCUUAUCGCGGACAUCAAAAAGGCAUACUUGCAGAUGCUUAUUCGCCCGGAAGACUGCGACGUGCUGCGAUUCCUCUGGAUUGACCGGUUGCCCUCGGAUCAAGAUCCAUCUCCAUCUGUGGUGACGUGGAGAAUGACGCGGGUCCCGUUCGGAGCCUCGUCUAACCCAUUUGUGCUCGCAGCUACCAUUCGACAUCACCUAGCACUCUGUCGAGAACAACAUCCUGAGACUGUAGCAUUACUAGAGAAAGCCUUUUACGUCGAUGACCUUAUCGUGGGGCUUCCGAAUGUGGACGAAGCUGCCACAGUGUACAAUGAAGCACGCAAGAUAUUCUCGGAAGCAAGCAUGGAACUGCGCAAAUGGGCUUCCAAUGCACAUGCCUUGCGAAAAAUCUUCCUUAGAGACAAGAUUGCUUUUGAAAACGAAGCCGGAGAGAGUACCCUAAUCAAAGUCCUCGGUGUACCUUGGGAACGUGAAGGCGACAGAAUUGUCCUCAUGGUGCGCGAAGCGUUGGACUUCGCUGCGAACAAGCCUUCGACCAAGCGCAUUGUGCUCCAGACGUUAGCAAGAGUGUACGAUCCGUUGGGGUAUCUAGCUCCAUUUUCGCUCAGGGCAAAGCUACUGUUUCAAGACUUGUGGAAGAAGAAAUGCGCAUGGGACGAUGCCCUCCCGCCAGAAGAACAAGCAAGCUGGAACAGUUGGCGCACCGAAUUGGCCAGCAUGAAUCCAUAUUCCGCCGAUCGUUACGUAUUCCUGCAAUCAGUUGAUGCAACGAUUUCAAUCGAACUACACGUGUUCUGCGACGCAAGUCCCAGAGCAUAUGGUACCUGCAUCUACGCACAGGCGCUCUCACCAAACGGCGCCUGCAACUCACAGCUCCUCAUAAGCAAGAGCCGUGUUGCCAGCUUUCACGAUGAACCUACCGCCGGUCGCCUUCAAGUGACAGGCACAUACGAUCGCGUCCGGCGCCGUUUUCUCUGGGCUGGCCUCUAUCCCUCUGUGCAAAAGUACGUCACCAGCUGCAACUAUGUCAAGGUUGAAAACCAUGCUUCCAGCCAGCCCCCUUCUCCCUACGGACAUCCCCGCUGA
Messenger RNA from Rhipicephalus sanguineus (brown dog tick), 1569 nucleotides. RefSeq lists its product as uncharacterized. Lineage: Eukaryota; Metazoa; Arthropoda; Arachnida; Ixodida; Ixodidae. The record is from RefSeq and is a predicted model, not a curated record. The transcript has 2 exons. The coding region runs from base 1 to 1569 and encodes 522 amino acids.